Messenger RNA from Saccoglossus kowalevskii, 3183 nucleotides. Its product is annotated as lactase/phlorizin hydrolase-like. Lineage: Eukaryota; Metazoa; Hemichordata; Enteropneusta; Harrimaniidae. Gene Ontology annotation, molecular function: hydrolase activity, hydrolyzing O-glycosyl compounds. Gene Ontology annotation, biological process: carbohydrate metabolic process. The record is from RefSeq and is a predicted model, not a curated record.
AUGAGAGUACAGACAACAUCAUUCACGCUGAGAGUACAGACUACAUCAUUCAUUUUAACAGCUACCAUGGUGAACUCAAUAACACGUUUCAUUCGCACAUUGAGUAUUGCAUCAAUACUGUGCUGUAGUUUGUUGACAUGCCCGGCAACAACUGAUGACGAUCCGCUGUAUCUCUACCCGGAGGUCUUUAAUGACCCCGAACGCGACGCCUUUCUGUAUGGUAUGUUUCCCGAAGGCUUUGUUUGGGGAACGGCUACCUCGGCAUACCAGAUAGAAGGAGCCUGGGAUGAAGACGGCAAAGGAGUUCAUAUUUGGGAUACUUUCUGUCACGAAGGAGGCAAUGUUCACGAAAAUCAGACUGGCGACGUAGCAUGUGACAGUUACCAUAAAUACCCCACUGAUAUUGAGUUGAUGAAAGACAUCGGUGUUCACUCGUACAGAUUUUCUAUUUCGUGGACCAGACUCAUGCCCGAUGGCACAACAGCUUACAUUGAGCAGCGAGGAAUAGAUUACUACAACUCCCUCAUAGACAAACUCAUCGAUGCAGGAAUCGUUCCCAUGGCAACGUUGUAUCACUGGGAUUUGCCUCAGGCAUUGCAGGACAUUGGUGGUUGGGAGAAUGAAGAGUUAGUUGAGCAUUUCAAUGAUUAUGCUAGACUGUGCUACGAAAGCUUCGGGGAUCGAGUGAAAAACUGGAUAACGUUUAACGAACCAUACGUAGUCACCUGGUUGGGGUACGGUACUGGUGUAUUCGCGCCAGGAAUCGCUGACCCAGGCUUUGCACCGUACACUACAGCGCACACUAUUAUCAAAUCGCACGCUAAAGCGUAUCAUACGUAUGUCGAUGAGUUUAAGUCGACACAGAACGGCCAGGUUUCUAUAACGUUGAGCUGUGACUGGGGAGAGCCCGGCGAUCCGGACAACGAGGAAGAUGUUGCUGCAGCGGAUCGAUACAUGCAGUUUACCAUGGGAUGGUACGCUCAUCCAGUGUUCGUCAACGGUGACUAUCCGGAAGUAAUGAAAUGGCAAGUUGCGAAUAAAAGCAUGGAGCAAGGUUACAAUGAAUCCAGACUUCCCGAAUUCACCGAAGACGAGAAAGCUUUUAUCAAAGGGACUGGUGAUUUCUUUGCUUUGAAUCAGUACACGACGUCUAUGGUAAUCGACAUGUAUAGAGAAGACAGUCCGCCUCAUUAUGAACUUGACCAGGAUGUCUGCCGUUGGCAAGAAGACGAAUGGCCUACAUCCGGCUCAGACUGGCUGAGACCGGUUCCGUGGGGAUUCCGAAGAAUAAUCAACUGGAUCAAGAAAGAAUAUGGCGAUCUAGAGGUCUAUGUGACAGAGAACGGCGUUUCGACCAACGACACUGAUAACCUGAACGACAUCAGUAGAAUAACAUUCUACGCAGCGUAUACAAACGAAAUGCUCAAAGCCAUAUUGGAAGAUGGAGUUAACGUCAAAGGUUACUUUGCUUGGUCGCUGUUGGACAAUUUUGAAUGGGCAUCCGGGUACAGCGAGAGAUUCGGACUUCAUUACGUAGACUUUGAAAACGAUGAACGCCCAAGAACGCCUAAGGAUUCAUCCAAGUUUUAUUCAGACUUGAUUGAAAAUAAUGGUUACCAAGACACCAAACGCGACGCCUUUCUGUAUGAUAUGUUUCCCGAAGGCUUUGUUUGGGGAACGGCUACCUCGGCAUACCAGAUAGAAGGAGCCUGGAAUGAACACGGCAAAGGAGUUCAUAUUUGGGAUACUUUCUGUCACGAAGGAGGCAAUGUUCACGAAAAUCAGACUGGCGACGUAGCAUGUGACAGUUACCAUAAAUACCCCACUGAUAUUGAGUUGAUGAAAGACAUCGGUGUCCACUCGUACAGAUUUUCUAUUUCGUGGGCCAGACUCAUGCCCUAUGGCACAAAAGCUUACGUUGAGCAGCGAGGAAUAGAUUACUAUAACUAUAUCAUAAACGCUCUCCUCGAUGCAGGAAUCGUUCCCAUGGCAACGUUGUAUCACUGGGAUUUGCCUCAGGCAUUGCAGGACAUUGGUGGUUGGGAGAAUGAAGAGUUAGUUGAGCAUUUCAAUGAUUAUGCUAGACUGUGCUACGAAAGCUUUGGGGAUCGAGUGAAAAGUUGGAUAACGUUUAACGAACCAUACGUUGUCACCUGGUUAGGGUACGGUAUAAACGUAUUUGCACCAGGAAUAUACGACCCAGGCUUUGCGCCGUACCGUGCGGCGCACACUAUUAUUCUAUCGCACGCUAAAGCGUAUCAUACGUAUGUCGAUGAAUUUAAGUCGACACAGAACGGCCAGGUUUCUAUCACGCUGAGUUGUGACUGGGGAGAACCCGAAGAUCCGGACAACGAGGAACAUGUUGCAGCAGCAGACCGAUACAUGCAGUUUACCAUGGGAUGGUACGCUCAUCCAGUGUUCGUCAACGGUGACUAUCCGGAAGUAAUGAAAUGGCAAGUUGCGAAUAAAAGCCUGGAACAAGGUUUGGAUGAAUCCAGACUUCCCGAAUUCACCGAAGACGAGAAAGCUUUUAUCAAAGGAACUGGUGAUUUCUUUGCUUUGAAUCAGUACACGACAACUGUAGUAGUUGACAUGUAUAGAAACGACACUGAGCCUCAUUAUGAACUUGACCAGGAUGUCCACCGUUGGCAAGAAGACGAGUGGCCUACAUCCGGUUCAAGCUGGUUAAGACCGGUUCCGUGGGGUUUCCGAAGAUUAAUCAACUGGAUUAGGAAGGAAUAUGGCGAGCUUGACGUAUAUGUGACAGAGAACGGCGUUUCGACCAACGACACUGAUAACCUGAACGAUGAAAGCAGAAUAACAUUCUAUAAAGCGUAUACAAACGAAAUGCUCAAAGCCAUAUUGGAAGAUGGAGUUAACGUCAAAGGUUACUUUGCUUGGUCGCUAUUGGACAAUUUUGAAUGGGCAUCCGGGUACAACGAGAGAUUCGGACUUCAUUACGUAGACUUUGAAAACGAUGCACGCCCAAGAACGCCUAAAGAAUCAUCUAAGUUUUAUUCCAACUUGAUCAAAAAUAAUGGGUACAUAGAUCCCGUUACGGUGCCGUCCCAACCGAUUACCCAAGCCCCCGCUUCAUACGCUAAUGAGAAAAAGUCUUUCUCUGUUGCUGGCUAUUUCAUAUUAGUAUUUGUCAAUAUUUAUAUAACGACAUUGUGGAUGUAA